CUCUCGGGGGCGGGGGGUGGACUGUCCUGGUCCCGACCCUCCGCGCGGGUGGGCUUGGAGCAGGCCGCACCGAUUUAUAACUCCACUCCCACCCGGAGGCCCUCUGCCCUCUUCCCCUCCCCGCUCCCCCUGCCCCCUCGGCUCAUGGUGCGAGGCUGGGAGCCGCUGCCCGGGCCGGACCGUGUUCCGAGCAAUGUAGACUGCCUGUGAAAUGGAGGCUAGGAGAAACAGUUCCUUCCCAGGCCGCUCCCCCAUCCCCAUGACGACCCCCAGGCAACCUCAACACACAGAACCGGACUGAGAGGUUUAGGAGAGACUGCCCCUGACUCGUGCCCAGCCACAGACAGAAAACCAACCUGGAAACCAGGAGCCCAAGUCCUCAGCAGUUCCCGGUUGUUGCGUCUUAACUCGAGACUUCUAAACUGAAAGAAGACUCAAGCUGAGACCUGUUUGCUAUCUGUGAAGGGUACAAAUCAGAAUACAGCAUGCCUCCUAAUAAAGAGGCCAGCAGACUUAGCCCAACAGCAGGGCUCAUCUGCCUACCUCCAAUCUCUGAGGAGAUCCAGCUUGUGUGGACCCAAGCAGCUCAGACCAGUGAGCUGGACAGCAAUGAACACCUGCUUCAGACCUUCAGCUACUUUCCCUAUCCCAGCCUAGCAGACAUUGCCCUUCUCUGUCUACGUUAUGGGCUGCAGAUGGAGAAAGUCAAGACUUGGUUCAUGGCCCAGCGCCUCCGAUGUGGCAUUAGCUGGUCAUCUGAAGAAAUAGAAGAGACACGAGCCCGAGUGGUCUACCAUAGGGACCAACUCCAUUUCAAAUCCCUUCUCGCUUUUACUCAUCAUGCAGGGCGACCCCCAGAGGAGGCAUCUCCAAUGCCAACUGAACAACUUGGUCUUGGAAUAGGUCCUCUGACGCUUAGUGAGCCUACCCAGAUGAAGGGAUUGAAGGUUGAGCCUGAAGAGUCCUCUCAGAUCCUACCUCUGCCAUUGAGUCAUCAGAAAGCAAAGGAGCCCCUGAUGACACCUGGCAGUGGAGCAUUCCUCCACCAAUCAGAUAUUUUGCAGGAUCUCCAGAGCUGUGGCCUCUCCAAGGAGCAGGCAUGUAGGGCUCCUGAGCAGUCAGCUGGCAUAGGUUCUGCUUCCUGGAACAACUCCACAACUGUCCACCAGCCACAUGCUCAAAUUAAGCCCAAACCAAUCUCAAUACUUGCUAGUAGUUGUAAGGAGGAGUCAACAUCUAGUGUGACUCCUUCUUCCUCUACCUCUUCUUCCUCUUUCCAGGUACUGGCUAAUGGAGCUACUGCCACCUCUAAGUCCCUCCAGCCACUGGGCUGUAUCUCGCAGUCACUCUCACUCAGUGAACAGGGACAACCCUCACAUCUGGAGCCAGCCUGGUCCCAUGGGCUAAGGCCUAAUUCAGCUGCAGGUAGGGGUGGCAUCACAGAAUACCUUUCCCCAGAUAUGCAACGCCAGCGAAAGACUAAGCGCAAAACCAAAGAACAGCUGGCUAUCCUCAAGUCCUUCUUUCUACAGUGCCAAUGGGCACGGCGGGAAGAUUACCAUAAAUUGGAACAAAUCACUGGUUUACCUCGACCUGAAAUCAUUCAGUGGUUUGGUGAUACACGCUAUGCCUUAAAGCACGGACAAUUAAAAUGGUUUCGGGAUAAUGUAGUACCUGGCGCCCCUAGUUUCCAAGACCCAAUGAUUCCUACACCACCUUCAACCCGCUCCUUGAAAGAAUGGGCUGAAACACCACCUCUGCCAACCCCUCCACCCCCCCCUGAUAUACGACCCUUGGAGAAGUACUGGGAAGCUCACCAACAGCUCCAGGAAGCUGACAUUAUUAAAUUAAGCCAGGCAUCUAGGCUUAGCACUCAGCAAGUACUGGACUGGUUUGAUUCUCGGUUACCUGAGCCAGCUGAGGUGGUAGUUUGUCUAGAUGAAGAAGAAGAGGAAGAAGAGGAGGAACUGCCAGAAGAGGAUGAGGAAGAAGAGGAGGAGGAAGAAGAUGGUGAUGAUGAUGAUGAUGAUGUGAUUAUACAGGACUGAGGUGGGGGCGGCUAGGGAAAAAGGAAUCUGUUACUAAAAGAUGAACCAAUUUAGUAACUGCUUAAACAAAGAAACCACAUUUUUAUAAUUGCCUUGUAACAAAGAACUAAAAAACUUAGUGUUCAGGGUGGGCUAUAGGGGCAUGGCUAGGUUGAGAGGAUGGCCUGGGAAAGAUCAUAGGACACAAAAUAAUGUAUUGGAUCAGCAGAAAUCUAGUCUCUAGCCUCCAGGUAGAGUGGGCUGAGGAUCUGUGCAAAUGACAGGCCAGUAAAUAGCUUUAGCUCUCCUCCUAUUUGCAAUUCUUUUCAAUUAGUGUAACAGGGGCCAGACGUUCACACAUCUCCAGAAGGCCCGAGAAGGAGGAGAAAAAUACUCUAACUCAACUGAUGACUCUAAUGCAUCCACAGUCUUACCAUUUUCAUUAGAAUAUAAGGCUACCUUGUACCCCUUCUUUUCUGAGCACAAGUCCGUACAUCAUGCAGCUAAGAGUCUCAGUACAUCCUGGUCUUGUUGCCAGUAUGACAUUGUUUUGCCUGCUUCAUCACUGAAUCACACCAGUAGCACAGUGUCCUCAUUUCUAAUUCUAGGACCACUUUGCCUUCUACCUUUUUAUCUCUACGAAAUCCCUUUUGUCUCAGGGUAAAUCUUCCCACAUAGUUUGUGUUAAUAACUGGGGUGGUGAAUAUUUAGGUUGGAUAUUUAUUGGAGGUGGGAAUUAAAAGAGGUGUACUUUAAAAGUAGAAUUAUGUUACAGAGUGGAAUGCUUUCUCCUGGUGGAAAGGUGGUAGAGAUAGUUCUAGGUUUGGUUUUACAAACCUGACAUUACCUCUGUCCUGCUUGACAGAGAUUGAAUUUUCCUAUUUUGCUACUGAUUGAAUUUGUGUCCAGAAAACUCUUCCUUCUAUAUUGGUUUUAUCUUGUAGACAGAGGGACUAUAAUCUUUAAUUGGAUUAUUGAUAUUUUAGAUUGGUUUUCAUCAGUUGGAUCAUAUAUAAAGCAAAUAGACCAAUGGUUUAGUCAUCUAAAGUAAGGGUGGAAGCCCCCAAUUGCUAGACUAUAAUAAAGGCCAAAAUUAAAGUUG
This is a messenger RNA of Dipodomys spectabilis (banner-tailed kangaroo rat), 3129 nucleotides long. It is a transcript of the gene Homez, whose product is annotated as homeobox and leucine zipper encoding. Bases 486 to 2048 code for a protein of 520 amino acids. The transcript has 3 exons. Gene Ontology annotation, molecular function: DNA-binding transcription factor activity, RNA polymerase II-specific; DNA binding. Gene Ontology annotation, biological process: regulation of transcription by RNA polymerase II. Lineage: Eukaryota; Metazoa; Chordata; Mammalia; Rodentia; Heteromyidae. Gene Ontology annotation, cellular component: nucleus. The record is from RefSeq and is a predicted model, not a curated record.